CGCGAUAUUUUGCGGGGCUUCGUGACAGUUGGAAACAUGGCGGACGAGCACGGACGGAAAUGGGACCGCUGCUUUGCUGAUACAGUCGUGAAAACAGGUUAAUAUUUUUUCAUACAUAUCAUGCUGCAGUUUCAUGCAGUCACAGUGGAUCGUGCAGACACUUUUCCUUGUGAAAAACGCUGCGUCAUUGGUCUGGGUCAUAGUCUUAAGUCUUUUCAGGAGCCAUUUGUGUGACCAUGCUGGGACAGUUUACUAAGGUCAACCAACAAUCUGCAUGAUGAAUGUAUAAAACUAACGAAACCUGCUUCGAUAUUUGAGGGGAAAUUCAUAAUAUCUAUUGCACUGGAAAUAGACUGAAGACUAAAGUGAUCUUUCUGUUUACAUGCUGCCCUUUUACCUCAAACAUGAUGAUCUCUCUGCUCUGUCUCAUCCCAGCAUUCAUCCAGUAUUACCAAACAGCACCAAAAGCAUGAUUGGACUGCUGUUGAGUUUUCUUACACUUACCCCCACAACAAAUUUCGAAAGGAUUUGCAAAGAAAACACACAAAAGAACAAACAGAAACCCUGGCAGUGGGAGAAAGUGAUCCAAAUCAGACCUCUUCUCCAUACUAAGCCAUUUGAGUCUCAAAACUCAUCCCAUGCUUAAAACCAUCAGAAACCUAUUUAGUCAAUUAGAAAAGAGUUUAUGAUCACCCUGCCAAGACCCAGCUUGGUAUGUAGCUGUCUCACUCCUUCCUUUCUGUAUUGUAAAAGGAUUUUCUUAUAUAUCCAGUGUCACAUGAUGUUGAUUUUCAUUUGAAUUUUUCUCAAUUUCCAUUAAGAUAGACUAAAUAUAAAAUGUUUUUGCUCUUGAUUUGGUAAUGAAGAAUGCAAUCUUAGAUUCGCUAUAUCUGAAGGGACUUUAAAGUGAUAAAAAUGCAGUUCUUAGUUUGGACAGGAGGCUUUAAGAGAAAGAAGGAGACUUCUUUUCAAAUUAUUCAAUUUUUGUGUUGAGGUAAGUUAAAGUCCUUUAACUAUAAAUAUUAAGCAAGCUUGACAAACACACUGCUAUCAUUUCCAAUUUUUAGCAUUAUGUUUCAUGGUAUAAACAGUCUUUCACAGUCAUUGGGAUUAUUUUGGGCAAAUGGAGCACUAACAGUUGGGGUAAGAAAUAAAUUUAACCUAUUAAUGUUGAUUAAAUACUAGCAGUAAUAAUUGAGCUCAAAAUUAUUUGAAAAAUUAACUACAAAACACAUGUAAAAGAUUGUUGCUAUUUUGCCUAUCAUCUGCAGUAAUAGAAUAAGAAAAUAAGAGAAAAUUACAAAUUCAUUAGCAUAACCAGAAGUCUGAUUAACAGGAGCAGCAUAUUUUAAUGCUUUUCUCUCUCCUCCUCCCAAACUACAAGCAUCAAAUAAACUGCAUUGAGUUUAAUUUAAAUCAUUUUCAGGUAUAAAAUGGCAACUGAGUGUUAGACCAUAUAAAACAGUCAUGAGUGAAUCAAGUGCUAAAGUGUGUGUGUGUGUGUGUGUGUGUGUGUGUGUGUGUGUGUGUGUGUGUGUGUGUGUGUGUGUGUGUGUGUGUCACGGUACAUUAUAAAUGAGAAUACUUCUUCAGGACUGUAAUUUUAAUAAUAAAUCAUAAAAAGUUCUGCUUUCAUCUCUCAGCUGCCUGCUUGUCAGUGUUGAGCAGAUUGCUCUGGGGUCUUAAUGCAGGAAUUUAUCUGGUAUUUCAAACAGUUCUUGUUCAGCACUCAAAUACUCACACUGGCAAGCAAUCCAUCCCAAAACACACUUAAUGACGUCAACUGCAGCACAGUAAAUAAAUAUCUUGCUAGGACGAAAAACAGCUGCAUUAUUUGUGGCAUAUCUUUGAGGUCACUCAGUGCAGCAAACAACCAAAUGCACCAUGACGACUGUAGUUGUCAGAUAAACUCUUAAGCAUGUGCUUAACUGAAGAGAAUGUUUUAAAGUUUGUUUUGCAAUUCUUGACCUGGCAUGUAGAAAGACCGUGAGGAGGGUUAAAACUUACAGAGAAAAAGAGAAACCAAAUGAUGUGCAUUGUUAUUAGGGGAAGGAGACUGUCUGCCACAUCCUCUUUGUUUCAGGACUGCCCUUUUUUUUUAAAAAUGUGGUGCUUGGCUAGAGGACUUAAUAAGCAGUGGUGCGGGAGUGCUCUAAACUUCUGCAUCACAGUCUCAUAUUUCUGUGUUUCAUGAUAAUUUGAUUGUUAAAAAUGGCUGUGAUAAAUAAAAUGUUCAGACACUGUGUUUGUUCUAUAAUCAAAAAAGUGGACCUCUUAUUUAACAGCAUAUGGCCACCUGGCCUCUGUUGUUGGAAAUAUUUGAAAUUGGGAACACAAAGAAUAACAACACUCUUACCAUCUUUGUAUUUUGUUUCCUGGCAAACCUGCCCGAUAAUUUCAGGGUAAAAUAUUUUAUUCUGCUCCAGCACAAAUGUUUUCCCUACGAUCCAUCUCCUAAAGAUGUCCAGACGAAGAGAAUAGAUGCCAAAAUAAAACACUGAUCUGGCUUCGUAUUUAGUCUGUGCCUUCACUGUAUCAUGGUCAGUGGGAAUUCAGAAACUCAGAAAAAAAAGGUUGCCUUAAAAAGAGAGCUCAAAAUUAAACCAGGACCUGGUUUUGUUGCUGAUUUGUGCUUUAAGUUAGAGUAUGUGGUAUACUUUGUGGUCUUGUUUGACAUUUGUAAGUUGUGUAAUAGGGAACAGUCUGAGGGUUCUGGUUCAGGCAAAUCGGUCAUGCUGCAUAGCUCCCUGAAUCCAAUUAAGAGUCAGAGGGGCCCAAAUGGCUGUUUUUAUGUGUUUUCUGUGCUGGCUGGCCUGCUGUUGGGCGUGGUGUGGCCUGCAGCAAGGUGGAGUUAAACGAACAAACACAUUCCUCCUCAAGAUCCUGCUCUGGUCUGAACACUUCUAACAACCAAGCCAACUUCUGUGUGACUGACUCACCUUCUGCCUGUCCAUACUAGGUUAAGACGUGGCUACCUGUGUGUGUGUGUUUGUGUGUGCACCCUCCGACCCUGCACCUCCCCUGCCUCUCACCCCAUUGACACAGUCCUCGCUCUUUAUACAGAAUUUCCCCUCUUCAGUCCCCCUUUACUAUUUGCUUUCUUUCUUGGACGUUUUUUCUCUUGCUGCUCUUUUUCUCCCUCUCUACCCCUUAAUGAGCAAUGUCUUGCUGACUUGUGCUUUUUGCCAACUCUUCAAACAUAAUGGAGGCACCCCACUGACCUCAUUACAACAGAUUUACAUCUGUGUGUUUUAUACUGGAUGAGACAUGAUCACAUUACCUCAGGAAUAAAGUCAACUAUUGCUUAUGUGUGGUUUAAUCAGAUCAGUCGAAUUUAGCUCUUUUUUUUUUCCUUUUUGCAGCAACUGGCCUGGGCGUGGGUGUUGUGUUUUCCGUCCUUCUCUUUAAACGUAAGUGCUCUUUUGCAAGAUAAACUGAUAAAUAUACAAAUGUAAGAUGUCAUAGGUAAAUGUUUUUCUCCACCAGGUCGCACAUGGCCUGUCUCAUUUGGUUCAGGGUUGGGACUUGGCAUGGGAUACGCCAACUGUCAGCAUGACUUUAGAUCUCCAUACCUCAUACAUGGCCACAUGGCAAAGGUGAGUAAAGAUCGCAGACUCUCUUUGUUUCUUGUUUUGAGCACACAUAAUGCAACGUUUUCGUAUGAUUGUUCACAGGACCAGCAGUGAAGGACUAAAGAAGAGGAUUUCGUCCUUCAUGUUCCUGCGUUAUUUUGCUGUUCAUUCCUGUCCUGGCACUUAAGUCCUGCCAUGUCCGUGUCACGUUUAUCACCGGGCAGUCAAUGUAUAUUUAAUAAAGUGAUUCUGGAAAAACUCUC
This is a messenger RNA of Xyrichtys novacula (pearly razorfish), 3835 nucleotides long. NCBI's taxonomy places the organism in Eukaryota, Metazoa, Chordata, Actinopteri, Labriformes, Labridae. The record is from the annotation of a GenBank genome assembly.